Molecule: messenger RNA, 6054 nt
Organism: Numida meleagris (helmeted guineafowl)
Lineage: Eukaryota; Metazoa; Chordata; Aves; Galliformes; Numididae
Gene: SEMA6B
Product: semaphorin 6B
Exons: 16
Coding region: 2372-5059 (895 amino acids)
Biological process (GO): axon guidance; semaphorin-plexin signaling pathway; positive regulation of cell migration
Molecular function (GO): semaphorin receptor binding; chemorepellent activity
Source: RefSeq, a predicted model, not a curated record
GGUGGUGCCUGACGCUGAGCGCGCUAUCAAAUGGGGAAACUGAGGCACAGCACGGGGACAACUCGCCCACGGCUGUUCGGCAGCUCCGGGUCGCGGCCGUCCCCAUUCCCCUUCUCCCAGCUCCUUCCCAAAGCAUCUACCAGGGGCCCCAACCCCAUCCCAGUGUAGGGGGGAGGGGCACCCCCCUCUCGCUGCCUCAGUUUCCCCGCAGCUCCCGAUGGCCGGCCCCUCUCCUCUCCUCUCCCCCUUCUCCUCUCCUCUCCUCCUCCGUCAAUGGGGCCCUGUUCGCCGCCGUGCCCCCCGCUCGCCGCCGGCCCCCUCCUCCUCCCCGGCCCCUCUCAGCCGUUGCCUUUUCUUCACCCGCACAAUCGAAGGCAUUUAUGCCGCCGGAGGCUCGGGUUACCCCGACUGCGCUGGGCACCCGCUCGCUGUCACCGCUGAGCGCCGGGGGACGGUGACACCGGAGCCCCCCAGCUGGGUUACAGCCACCAGGGUCAAUGGCACGGAGCUCCGGAGGGUCCCCGCACCCCGAAUCCCAAUGGGAGAACGGCUGCAUGGCAACAGGAGGAGAUGGGCAGCGCUGGGGGGGGAAGGGGGGGAUUCUCAGGUGGGGGCGAGGUGAUGUCGCUUUUCUCGGGUGUCCCCCCCCAAAUCCUCCGGUCAGAAAACUCCAUGGGGAUGCCAUGAUUUGGAGAUUUGUGCCCCGUUGUGAGAUUUUUUGGGGGAAAAGGGGGGGGGACUUUGCACUGUUUUGGGGUUUUCCUCUCCCAGAGACCAAAAGUCUCCAGGGGAGGGGGGCACAAAGCCACUGGGGGGGGGUUGGGAACUGAGGCUAUGUGAGAGGUCCCAGUGGCCCCUAAAGCUGCAGGUAAAUGGAGAGCUCUCCUGGGAGGGGGGGAGGGGGGGGUCACCAUUCAGCACAGGUGAUGAAAGCCUCCAACAGCCGCCUGGGGGGAGAUGGCAUUAAUGACUGCAAUUAAAUUGUUAACAGCUUUUUUAAAAAUCGCCCAGACACCCACACCUACAAAAAUUAAAAAUAGGUCAAAUCCAGGCUGGCUCCCAGGGGACGGGGUCCCUUGUCCUGGUGGUGAUGGGGUGGGGGCACGACGCAGCUCCAGCAGCAGCCAGAGGGGGGGAUGUGGGAGAGCUGUGGCUCAGGGACCCCACGGUGUCACCUUCGGCCACCCCUGGGGGCUGUGACACCACGCUCAGGACCCCUGCAGUCAGCUCCUGCCCAGGGUCUGUGCUGUAGCAGCGUUGGGUUGGGUGUCCCCCGAGCUGAGCGGGAUGGGGACAGUGCCAGCUCUCAGCUGGGACAUGAGCACGAGGGUGGAACUGGGUCUUAUCCAGCAGCUCCGUCACCGCGGAGGGGAUGGGGAUGGGGACGAGGCCCCUGUGUCACUCCCAGGGACUGGGUCAGGUCUCAGCACUGGAGCAGCUGUGGUGCCCGUGUCCCCUGUCCCCCCCUGCAAUGUCACCCGCCCUCAGUCCCUGCAGCGCACGCGACAAGAGGAAGGCGACGGUUCGAUGGCACCCGCGUCCCCGCUCGCUGCCCUCACCAGAUUGAGAAUCAAUUAAAUCGCCUCCUGUUAAUUACCCAGUAGCCCUGCCCCACGCUGUGUCACCCACAGGCGCACAGCGGGGACGGCGCCAGUGCCCGGAACGCUGGGGGUUGGUGACAGCGGUGGCACUGGGACUGUGCUGCUGGGGAGGGGGGGGGGGGGAGGGGGUAUGUGGGGCUGAUUCCCGCACCACCACUUUCCCAUUGAUCCUCUGAGACUGCACGAUUGCAUUUUGGACAGGGAGAAGGCAAGUGGCAGCUGCAGGGCUGCAAUGGGGGAUCUUCCCUUCUGCGGGGUGGCCGUGCUCCCCGUGUCCCUGCCUGCAUGUCCCCAUGUCCUCGUCCCCAUCUCCAUCCCCCUGCAGCCAUCCUGCAGCCAGGAGCACGGCUUGCACCCAGGUUGCACCCAGUUUGUACCCAGUUUGUACCCAGUAGUUCCAGCACGGAGCUGUGCAGGCGCUGGGAGCGGCUCGAGGAGGGUGCGGGGGCUGCUUUUCCCAGCAUAUUUGGAAUUCUUCACCCGGGGAAGGACUCACUUCCCCCCUCUCCCAGGCACACACCCCUGGUCCCACACCGCUGGCUGCUGGCACCGGCCCAGCCCCCUGCAUCCUCAACUCUCACCCUCCAAUUCAGGGGUCCCCCCCAAGGACCCCCAGCCCCAGCGAGGCACCCCGUGAGCACUGUCAAUGGGUUUGGGGUGCAGGUGGGAGCAAGGCCCCAGGCAUAGAGGGGGGGAAGCCAGCUGCUGCCCCCUCCCACCUCUCCCCCAUCCACAGGUGCUGUGGGCGCCUGCCUGCACCAGGGGAGACAAUGUGGCCCCCCCUCGUCCUGCUGCUCCUGCUCGCAGCGGAGAGGACGGCUCACGGCACCUUCCCCGAGGAGCCCAGCCCCAUCGCCGUGGCAAACGAGGACUAUGUGAAGCACUACGCUGUGUUCGUGGGCCAUGGCAGCAGCCAGGGUGGUGGCACCGAGCGCCUCAACAUCCAGCGCAUCCUCAAGGUCAACCGGACCCUCUUCGUCGGAGACAGGGACAACGUGUAUCGUGUGAGCCUGGAGCCCACUGCUGGCAGUGAGAUGCGCUAUCACCGGAAGCUGACGUGGAGGUCGAACCAGCACGACAUCAGCAUCUGCCGGAUGAAGGGGAAACACGAGGCAGAGUGCCGAAACUUCAUCAAGGUGAUGCUGGUGAGGAACCAGAACCUGCUCUUUGUGUGCGGCACCAACGCCUUCAACCCCGUCUGCGCCAACUACAGCAUGGACACGCUGGAGCCCGUUGGGGACAAUAUCAGCGGCAUGGCGCGGUGUCCCUAUGACCCCAAGCACGCCAACGUGGCACUGUUCACAGGGGGGAUGCUCUUCACGGCCACGGUGACGGAUUUCCUGGCCAUCGACGCCGUCAUCUACCGCAGCCUGGGGGACAGCCCGACCCUGCGCACCGUCAAACACGACUCCAAGUGGUUCAAAGAGCCCUACUUCGUGCACGCGGUGGAGUGGAGGAGCCACGUCUACUUCUUCUUCCGGGAGAUCGCCAUGGAGUUCAACUACCUGGAGAAGGUGGUGGUGUCCCGAGUGGCUCGGGUGUGCAAGAACGACAUGGGGGGGUCGCAGAGGGUGCUGGAGAAGCAGUGGACGUCCUUCCUCAAGGCUCGGCUCAACUGCUCGGUGCCGGGCGAUUCGCACUUCUAUUUCAACGUCAUCCACGCCGUGACGGACAUCUUGGAGCUCAACGGGCGCCCCGUGGUGCUCGCCGUCUUCUCCACGCCCACCAACAGCAUCCCUGGCUCGGCCGUGUGUGCCUUCGACAUGACCCAAGUGGCCGCUGUCUUCGAGGGACGUUUCCGGGAGCAGAAGUCGCCCGAGUCCAUUUGGACGCCCGUACCCGAGGACAUGGUGCCAAAACCCCGACCCGGGUGCUGCGCGGCCCCGGGGAUGCGCUACAAUUCCUCCAGCACCUUCCCCGAUGAGAUCCUCACCUUCGUGAAGACGCACCCGCUGAUGGACGAAGCGGUGCCGUCCCUGGGCAACGCGCCCUGGAUUGUCCGCACAAUGAGCCGGUACCAGCUCCGCAAGAUUGUGGUAGACAAUGCGGCAGGACCAUGGGGCAACCACACCGUGGUCUUCCUGGGCUCCAGCACGGGCACCAUCCUCAAGUUCCUCAUCCAUCCCAAUGCCACCAGCAGCCCCGCACCUGCACCCCCUGGCAGCCAGAGCGUCUUCCUGGAGGAGUUUGAGACCUACCAGCCUGGGAGAUGUGGCCGGGACACAGAGGACGAGCGGAGACUCCUGGGCCUGGAGCUGGACAAGGCAGCUGGGUCUCUGCUGCUGGCCUUCCCCCCCUGCGUGGCCAGGGUGCCCGUGGCCCGCUGCCAGCAGCACUCGGGCUGCAUAAAGAACUGCCUUGGGAGCCGGGACCCGUACUGUGGCUGGACACCCGAGGGCUCCUGUGUCUUCCUGGAGCCCAGCCCCAGGACAGCUUUCGAGCAGGACAUCUCUGGUGGCAGCACGUCACACCUGGGCGAGUGCGAGGGGCUGGUGACGGAGAGCUUCGUGGACGAGCCGGACGGGCUGGUGUCGGUGAACCUGCUGGUCAUCUCCUCGGUGGCCGCCUUCGUCAUCGGCGCCGUUAUCUCCGGCUUCAGCGUCUGCUGGUUCAUCGGCCACCGGGACCGCAAGGAGCUGGCGCGGCGCAAGGACAAGGAGACCAUCCUGGCACACAGCGAGUCGGUGGUGAGCGUCAGCCGGUUGGGCGAGCGGCGAGCACGGGGCGGGCAGCCCGGCGCGCUGCUGGCCCCGCUGAUGCCCAACGGCUGGCCCAAGGAGCUGGGCAAGGCGAGCCAACACGACCUGGACUCGGGCGUCCUGCCUACACCGGAGCAAACCCCGCUGCAGCAGAAGCGCUGCCCCGGUGCCCUCCAGAACUGCACCUGGGAGCAGAGUCACAACAUCAUCAACGCCGCGCUGCGGGACCCUGGUGCCAGCGGCACGCGGCUGCACGCCGGCGCCGGCCGCUCUGCCCGCGGCAUGCCCCUCUCCUGCCACGCCAUCCUGGUGGACCAGGAGCUGGAGGCCGAACUCAGCGACUCCUCAGGUGACGGGCACUGGGGACGGGACCACCACGAGGGUCCCCGCGCCAGGCAGCACCCCCCAGCCGGCGCUCGCCGCCCGCCCCGGAGCUCCUACGGCGACUUUGGGGGCACCCCGCGCCCCAGCCCCGACCGCCGGCGCGUGGUUUCGGCGCCUGGUGGGGAAGGGGGGGACUUUGUGGAGGGGCCGCCGUGGCACCCCGAGCAGCUGAACUUCAACGCCAACAACGGCACCCAGCGCCCCGGUGCCCACCUCAAGAGGAACCACACAUUUAACAGCGGCGAAGCGCCGGCGGGCGGCUACGGGCAGCACGGCACGGCCCCGCGGGCACCCGGUGCGGGGCCCCCCCGGGCGCUCACGGACCUGCACCACCUCCUGCGCUAUGGCAUGGAGCGGACUCCCUCGGGCAAAUAGGAGCCCACCGCCCGGCUCGGCACCCGUGGGCGCUGCCACUAUGGACACUUUUCCUCCGCCGUGCCGUGGCACAGUGGCCCAGCUCCAUGGGGAUGGGGACGGGGCUGAGAUGCUGCAUGGGGGAUUGGCAGCCCUUGGGUUCCCAUGGGAAAGGUUUGAGGUUUUCCCCUCCUGCCCCCGGAGCCGCACAGGUCCCUGCUGUCCCCGGCUGGCACGGGGCAGUGCCCCGUGCUCUGGCUGCUUUGCACAGGCUCUGGGUGUCCGUCUGUCCGGUCCCUUCCCCAGGCUGGACCCAGGGGCUGCUGCGCCCUGGGCGGGACUCCCUGGGAAGCAGCAGGAUGGACACACGGACACGGGCACAGCUGGCACAAGGCAAAGCAGCAUCCUCUGCCCAGAGCCCCUCAGCCCCAUUGGCUGUGCCUGAGCAUCUUUAGGUAUGUGGGUGGUGCCAGCACCCUGGGGACACCCAGCCAGGACAGCACCGAGCAGGGGAUGCCAUCAGGGUGCAUCAUCUGCCAGGAACUGGGCAAAACCUCCACUACCCCCGCCUGGUGCCAACGGGGAGCGGUCAUCUGUCCCCCAGCACCUCCCCCCCCCCCCCCCAAGAUCCCAGCACUCCGCUCCCCUCUCCUUGAAAGCACAGCUGGGCACUGGGGUGCAGGGGGCCGGGGGUCCCACCAAACCCACUCUCUGCUGGCAAAGGGUGCCCUUUCGGUGCCACCCCUGCCCCAGUUGCAGGAGGCACAGGGGGCAGUAGGGCUCUGCAGGACCGCAGGGCUGGGUGCAGGGCUGCGGGCGCUGUGGGUGCUCUGCACCCUAGCUGCAGGGCGGAGGGCGACUGGUCCCACGCUGUAAAUAGGGUGCCGGGGCACUGCGGGCACCCCAUCGCCCCGGGGCCGUUCAUGCAUGCGACAGCGGUAACGUCUCUGUAUAACCCCGGAGCCCCGCAAUAAACUUCUGUUUACAAGAGGUGGUUCCUCCCCACCACCGCCUCC